AUGACAGACAGCAACACGCAAACCACCCUCCAAGACCUGCCAGGCGAGAUCUUGAAUCAGGUAGCAGGCCAUCUCAGCGCAACAUCCUUCUCUGCACUACGUCUCACCUCGAAAUCUAUCGAGGCCAACACGUAUCAGAACUUCAUCGACAGGAACUUCAAGCAUCUGAGCCUUGAACUCGAUGUGCCAAACAUGCAGUACGUCCUGAGUAAGCUUCGGUCUUCGAACGUCGCUUCCCAGGUGCAGACGAUCACCUUCAAGCCCACGUCCGCUGAGGGCCUCACUCAGAACCCUUCUUCCUCUAUUGGUCAACAAGUGCACAAGGCUAAUGAGAUUCACGCGCUGCUGAAGGAGAUUCUUGGCCUGUUGCUUUCGCUCAUGAAGGUGGAGAUCUGUGGAUCAACAACCCUCGCUCAGGCCCUUCGUGUCCUUGAAGUGAUCACUGUCCCAGGUCUGACUUCCAUCUCUAUCUGGAGCAGUCGCACCCCAGCCAACUCAUUCCACAAUGUCCUCAUCCGCCACAAGGAGUCACUCAGGUCGAUGACCCUGCAUCAAGUUCUCUGCACUAACCCCUCAUGGUCUCCAACUCUUGCACUCAUCAUGAACGAGUUGAACCUGGACACUCUAGCCAUGAGCGAGCUGUGGUCGAACGACCCACGUGAGACGGAGGUUGGCUUCCUCUCGUUGGUGGAGCGGCGAAAGAACCGUGCCAUGAGAGACCCAGUCAUGAGGAAGUUCUAG
Messenger RNA from Zasmidium cellare ATCC 36951, 741 nucleotides. RefSeq lists its product as uncharacterized. Gene Ontology annotation, molecular function: protein binding. The record is from RefSeq and is a predicted model, not a curated record. The transcript has a single exon. Lineage: Eukaryota; Fungi; Ascomycota; Dothideomycetes; Mycosphaerellales; Mycosphaerellaceae. The coding region runs from base 1 to 741 and encodes 246 amino acids.